Betta splendens (Siamese fighting fish) is the source of this 6902-nucleotide messenger RNA. RefSeq names its product DENN domain-containing protein 5B-like. The coding region runs from base 241 to 4359 and encodes 1372 amino acids. Gene Ontology annotation, molecular function: guanyl-nucleotide exchange factor activity; small GTPase binding. The transcript is spliced from 24 exons. NCBI's taxonomy places the organism in Eukaryota, Metazoa, Chordata, Actinopteri, Anabantiformes, Osphronemidae. The record is from RefSeq and is a predicted model, not a curated record.
GGCGGAGUUUACGGUGAUCAGCUUCGGAGCGUUCGGCCAUGUAACGUGAAUCUCCCUUGGCACAACUCUACGACUUCGUCAACUGCAAAGCUAUAUGUAUACUGCACGUGGAGGCUGACACAGCAGACACAUCUGUGCGAUUCGAGCUUUUUUCCUAAACACUUGGCCCUUUGUAUUCGGAAAUGUGUCGCAUGGACUUACGUUAAGUGGGAGCGGAACGCGCUGCACACCGACGCCAGGAUGAGUGGGAGAUCCGCGGUGUCCCGCUCCGCGCCUUGUCGCUUUGCCCACUACUUUGUUAUUUGUGGGAUUGACACAGAAACUGGGCUUGAGCCGGACGAAUUAGCAGCUUUAUACCAGUGGUUAGAAGCAGACCGUCAAGGCAGGGAUCCAGAUACUCCAGCCACAGGUGAAAACUUUAAGCAGAGUCCUUUGAAAAGAACAUUCAAGUCCAAAGUUCUGGCACGUUACCCUGAGAAUGUGGCAGAAAACACAUUCGAUCAAGAUGCUGUCAACAUGCUGUGUAUGCCCAAAGGCCUGUCGUUCAAGACCCAGGUAGACCAACGCCAUCCUCAGUUUCACUCAUUUAUCAUCACCAAGGAGGAUGGCUCUAGAACUUAUGGUUUUGUCCACACCUUCUACGAGGAGGUGACCAACCCACAGAUCUGCUCUGCUAUGCAAACUCUAUACCAGAUGCACAGCUUAGAGCAUGCCUCGGCCAACCCCCCUUCCUCGUCUUCCUCCUCCUCCUCCUCCAGCAUGGACUCUCUGGCUAGCAGCUUAGAUGAGGCCGACUCUCCCACAUCCUCGUCCUCUUUGUCGCCACCUCGUUCAGUCGGCAGCUAUGACUCAUCACGGGACACCCUCUAUGUGUCCAAGGCCUUGUGUCUGAUCACGCCAAUGCCCUUUAUGUAUGCCUGCCGGCGUUUCCUAUCUCAGAUACACAGGGCUGUUACAGCAGUCACAGCCCCCCCACUGCCCUUAGAGAGCUAUGUUUACAAUAUACUGUACGAGGUGCCACUGCCUGCCCCAGGGCGCUCGCUUAAGUUUCAUUGUGUCUACGAGCCCAUUGUGUGUCAGAGGCCUAGUCUGGGGGAGCUUCCACUGGCUGACUUCCCUCUAGCUGAGGCCUUCACUCUACUGGGAGUGGAGAACCUGGUCCAGGUGUUUACCUGCACCCUCCUGGAAAUGCAGAUCCUCCUGUACUCACAGGACUACCAGCGGUUGAUGACAGUGGCAGAGAGUCUCACCACACUGCUGUUUCCAUUCCAAUGGCAGCAUGUGUACGUACCUAUCCUGCCAGCCUCCCUCCUCCACUUCCUGGAUGCACCUGUUCCCUACCUAAUGGGCCUACAGUCAAAGGAGGGUACUGAUCGCUCUAAACUAGAGCUUCCUCAAGAGGCUAACCUGUGUUUUGUGGACAUUGACAACCAUUACAUCGAGCUUCCCGAGGACUUUCCCCAGUUCCCCAACAAGACAGAGUUCAUUCAGGAGCUCAGCGAGGUUCUGCUAAGCUUUGACUUUUCUGCGAAAGCAGGGGCCCUACCACAACCAACCCUAAGCAGUCCUAACACCACGUCCUCCACACCGAACAGCGAACGCAAGACUGCUGCCCUCCAACAGCUAGAGGACGAUGGCCGUAACGGCAACUUAGCAGGGGAGGAGCUCACCGUGCUGGGGUUGCUGCAGGGAAAUGCCACCCUAGAGAGACUACAGGCACUGACCAAACGCACCAGGGUGACAGUGGCUCACAUAGAUGCCCUGAGGGCUAGAGUGAAUCCUCAAGGUACUGAGGGCCAAGGAGGUCAAACCGCGGCAGCAGCUAAAGAUGAAGAGCUAAGAAAUGCUAAGCUAAAUGUCCAGCUAAGAGAGGUGUUUGCCAGUCGCUUCACCACUAUGUUUGCUGACUAUGAAGCUUUUGUCAUCCAAAGCGCUCCAGACCUAGAGUCGUGGCUCACCAACAGGGAGCAGAUGCACAACUUUGACAAGGCCUCGUUUCUUUCCGAUCAGCCGGAGCCCUACUUGCCCUUCCUGUCACACUUCAUUGAGACACAAAUGUUUGCUACCUUCAUUGAUAACAAGAUCAUGUCGCAGUGGGAGGAAAAAGAGCUGCUUCUACAUGUCUUUGAUACUCGCAUUGACAAGACCCGCCUUUACAAUGUUCGUGCUCCCAGCCUCCGAUCCUCGAACUACCAGAGAUGUUCCAUUCUUAAGGAGUCUGCUCAGACCAUAGAGCAGCGUCUGAUGAAGAUCGAUCACACGGCCAUUCAUCCACACCUGCUUGACAUGAAGAUUGGUCAGGGCAAAUACUUGCAAGGCUUCUUCCCCAAACUGCAGGCCGAUGUGCUCAACACUGGGCCAACCAACAAGUGGUCUCACAGGACAGCAACAGCUCAGAGAAGGAAAGAUCGCCAUCAUCAGCAAACAGAGUAUCUGACCCUUGAUAACGACCUGAAAGAGUGUUGUACCGCUCCUCUUCCUCAGCAUGUAGAGGGCUGUCUGGUCCUGCAGAACUCCAUGGCAUUUUGGGAGUGGGACAAUGCGUCCCCUCCACCUGUCAAACCGCCUAAAAAGUCUGCCUCUGCAUCCUGCCUGAAGUACAUGCAGGAAGCCCGCAGCCUGGGGAAGAACCUGCGCCAGCCCAAACUGUCUGAUUUGUCUCCUGCUGUAAUAGCCCAGACCAACUGGAAGUUUGUGGAAGGACUGCUCAAGGAGUGUCGCAUGAAGACUAAGCGUAUGCUUGUGGAGAAGAUGGGCCAAGAGGCAGUGGAGCUGGGACAUGGCGAGGCCAACAUCACCGGGCUGGAGGAGAACACUCUAAUUGCCAGUCUGUGUGACCUGCUUGAGAGGAUCUGGAGCCAUGGGCUGCAGGUUAAACAGGGGAAGUCGGCUCUGUGGUCCCACCUGUUGCACUACCAGGCUCGAGAGGAAAAUGUGGAGCAGCACCAGGCUGAGCCACCAGUGUCUUAUGUUCCUGAGAGGAGAAAGUCAGAUUGUUCCAUAUCGUUGCCAUCUCUCCAUGUGUCUCUCAUACAGGACAUGAGGCACAUCCAGAGUAUGUCAGAGAUCAAGACGGAUGUGGGCCGAGCGAGAGCCUGGAUCCGUCUGUCCCUGGAAAAGAAGCUGCUCUCUCAGCACCUCAAACAGCUGCUGUCCCAACAAGCCUUAACCAAAAAGCUGUACAAACGUUACGCUUUCCUACGAUGUGAAGAAGAGAAGGAGCAGUUCCUGUUCCACCUGCUCUCCCUUAACGCUGUUGACUACUUCUGCUUCACCAGUGUCUUCACCACAAUCAUGAUCCCAUACAGGGUCGUCAUUAUUCCCAUCAAGAAGCUGACCAAUGCCAUGACCACCUCUAACCCCUGGGUGUGUGUCUCAGGAGAGCUGGGAGACUCAGGCAUCAUGCAGAUCCCCAAGAAUGUCCUGGAGAUGACCUUCGAUUCUGCUUUCAGGCCCCACACGCAAAUCUCUGCAUUAUUCAAGUGUCAGAACCUUGGGAAACUUACCACAGUGCAACUGGGCCAUGACAACGCAGGUCUCCUGACUAAAUGGCUUGUGGACUGUGUUGUGGUGCGCAACGAGAUCACAGGGCACAUGUACAGGUUCCCAUGUGGUCGCUGGCUAGGUAAGGGCGUAGAUGACGGUAGCCUGGAGAGGGUCCUCUUUGGCGAGCUGGUGGUGGCCACACUGGAGGAGAAUUCUGGAAAAGGCUGCUGGACACCCCCUUUUCAACGCUCACCAACCCAGAACAGACGCAUCAGCAUCACAUCGUUGUCUGGAAAAGGAACCAAGCCAACUUCAGCUCAAAUCCAAGAGGCCAUUGGGGAGGCAGUCAACAACAUCGUGAAACACUUCCUCAAGCCAGAGAAAGAGAGGGGCAGCCUGACGACUCUGUUGUGUGGAGAGAGUGGCUUGGUGGCUGCCCUCGAACAGUUUUUCUACCACGGCUUCAAGUCUGCCCGGCUCUUCCAAAAGUGUGUGUUCGUGUGGGACUUUGUAGAGAAGACCAUUGUCUACAUAGAGUCAGCUGACCAGAUGGGAGAUAUUCAAGAGACUGCAGCCCAUAUAGGGGUGACCUGUCAGUCACUCUGUCAUUAUGUCAAUGCAAUCAACUCCACCUCCAGGAACAUUGGCAAGGAUGGCAAGUUUCAGCUGCUGGUUUGUCUUGGAGCCAGAGACCGUCUGCUGCCCAAGUGGAUCCCCCUGCUGGUGGAGUGUCCGGUGAGUCUGCGGAUGUACGAGGAUGCUGCUCUACUAAGAGACUGCACAUCUGUCAACACCCUUAUCGGAAUCCUGGAGACGCUUCAUGAAUUCUCCAUCACAUUAGAGUCCUCGCUGGUAAAAGGCAUUAACCUUUAGGCACAGUCCAACAGGCAGCCUCAUAAUGUACUCCAAUCGCUCUUUCAGUACCACUGCUGAUUUCACAUGCACUGGAAAUGACUAACAAACUCUGGAAUCUUAAAAAAUUACCAAGGAAGGAGGGGAGACGUUACACCUAAAGAGACAUUUGGUGACCAAAGCAAAAAAGUAUCCACAGUUUGAGAUGGAACAAGUCAGAGCUUUGGAUCACCUGUAAGCCUGGAUGCAGUAUUUUGGCCUUACCUGAGGCUCUAAAAGACUUGUCAUGGUUACACUUACAUCAAAAACAAAUCCCAUUCCAAUAUAUAUCAUGCAGACUUUUUUAGACAUCACAUUACUGACAGAAUUUUUUUUUAAGUUUAGUGCAAUUUGAAAAUCUCACAGCAUGUGCAAGCCAAUAGGUUCUACUGAAAGUAAAUAGCAAGGGACCACACAAGAUGAUUUCAAGAAAAGUGGCUUGGUUGUUUCCUGGAACAGUUGCUUUCUUUUUUGUGUGUUAGGCAUAACAAUUCUAAAAUACUAUUCUGAAACAAAUUGGGGGUUUGGUUCUUCAAAAGACACACAAUAGACUACACAAUAGAAUGUAAUAGGACUGAACCACACCCACUGCAAUAGGCUAGCGACCUGUUUGGGGUGUACCCUGCCUCUUGCCCUAAGCCUGCUGGGAUAGGCUCCAACACCCCCGGUGACCCCACACAAGGUUCAGCGCUAGAAGAUGGAUGGAUGGGUGGAUGCACAGCACCCGUUUAGACCACACCCCAAAUGGUGGGGCCCAAAAGGUUUUAAUAUACUACUUCAUACUGUAAGUAACUAGAGGACAACUUGAAUCAAUGCAUUUAAUCUGUCUUCAAGGCCCACUGCCUUUUGCUCGCACUAACCAUCUGCUAAUUAGCUGGAUAAUACUAAUUUGUUUUGUCUUUCCUGAUGAUUGAGUAAACCAUCAUGAGAUGCUAUCUUCACCCCUGAUCCAGGUAAAACAACAGUGGAAGUUAAAAAAAAUAAACCCAGCAUUGGUCCUUGAGGAUCAACGCUUGACUCAGUUUGAAGUAUUAAACUGUGGCUUCUUGCAAGAUAAAUUAAUCUAGAGGAAGAGGAAGUUGCAAAAGAGAGAUCAAAGAUUUAGUAACAACAGCAGACGUUUGCCUUUGUUUUACUUGUUAGCCUAGCGCCACUUUCGUGGCGAUUUCUGUGUGAAAAUGCCUAUGCCUAGUACCUAGUACCUCCCAUAAUCUAGUUAGUGUUCGCAGUAGCAAACGUGCCGACAGGAGGUGAUACCAGGCAGAAAAUGAGCGUUCGGCACAAUUGUUGGGGACUUAUUAACUAUAUUGGAGUCUUUUACCUAAUUGUCAUGUAGCCUGUUACUGAAGAUUCACCAGCUCUUCAAGCCGUAAUUUACUAUCUGUUAUCUGUUUAAAUUUAACAUAAAAACAGGUCAGUGAUGACAUUGAAAGUUGUGUUUGCAGUGAAGGUCAAAUAAUCCUAUAAAAACACUGUCCACACCUACAGAGAAAGUGUAACAAAAGCAGAGCUUCUGCACUGCUUGUCUAGGAAGGAUUCAAUCAGGUACAGUGUAAAGCAUAGAUCAGUGUGUGGUUUCACUUGAACAUACAGUAAAGCACACAAACAUGACAGGUGGGUAAAAGCUAAUAAUUUUGGUUUUUGGAUCUUCUUUAUUUUACUCCCUUAAAUCCAUGCUGCAUGACACAGCGGUUGUUUGUUCUGUAAAUAUUCUCAUUAAUGCAUUUUCACACUUGUAUUAUAUGUAAUGUAUUUAAUGUGUUUUUUUCUAAUGGGUUUUAGAGUGAAGAAGUCUUGAGAGAAAUCAAAAAGUUGUCACCUUUGCAACCCCACCUUGUGUUUCUAUUAACAAGCAUGAAUGACACAUUGUUGUCAUGGUCAAUUUAAAUGUGUUGAUUUCUUUUAUUUAAUAUUUAAGUUCAUAGUUGAACACAGCACUGGUAUUUUAAGUAUGAUAAAUUCUGUGGAAUAACUGGAAAUAUCUGUGUCUGUAAACCACUGUUUCCUCUUGUUGAAUGUAUCUCUGCUUUUUGUUUCUACCCCUUUUAUUCCAUCUGUGUUUACUCUGAUUCACCUGCAGGACUGCACAGAUUCCUCCAUCCUCUACUGGAUUUGUUACUGUACAAACUGUACAGUGCAUAGGAUCCAGAGUUGUCCCUAAACUAGCACACAUGCUCUACUUACUGAAUGUGCUUGUUAUGUGGACUUAAAGCGUAGUAAGUGGCAAUAACUCCAGAGAGGAUCUGGUGAAGCAGGAAAUGCAACUUACAGUUUUGAUGGUGGAAGCUGUGUGUUAUGCUAAUGACAACAAAGCCGGCGGACAGUUUGACAUCUGUAUUGUGCAGACUUAUCAGUUCUGAUAUUUAUUAUAAAUAUUUCAUUAAAAAUGCCCAGUGUGAUAGCUAUACAUAUCUGUCUGUGUGACUACUGUACAUGUGUCCACAACUUGCAUCUCAUGAAUACACCAUUAUCCCUCUAGUGUAUGAAAUGCAACUAAAUUGAAAUAAAUUUCUGCUGCUUAAGGA